Molecule: messenger RNA, 2479 nt
Organism: Pygoscelis adeliae (Adelie penguin)
Lineage: Eukaryota; Metazoa; Chordata; Aves; Sphenisciformes; Spheniscidae
Product: transmembrane emp24 domain-containing protein 7-like
Exons: 6
Coding region: 1-942 (313 amino acids)
Biological process (GO): intracellular protein transport; Golgi organization; endoplasmic reticulum to Golgi vesicle-mediated transport
Cellular component (GO): COPII-coated ER to Golgi transport vesicle; Golgi apparatus; endoplasmic reticulum-Golgi intermediate compartment
Source: RefSeq, a predicted model, not a curated record
AUGGCAGGCACAGAUGAAACAGACGAUGCAAAGUGCCACCGGACACCUUUCUUGCCUGCUCUGCAGGAUUAUCUUGGUUUUACCAGGCAUCUUUCCCCUUCUGCUUUGUUGUUUGGUUAUUUGGUGACAGGCGCGAGUUUAGGCCAGAGCCGAGCACGACGCGUGAAGCUGGCCCUGCAAACCGGCAGUAUCGCUUGCGCCGGUCACCGUCGUGCGGUGGCCCAUCUGAACAGCGUGGAGGAUACCCAAGGCGCCCCCGCCCAGCAAGGCGCCGCGAAAGUGUCGUCCUUGCGGUUUGUGAAGCGUUUGCGUGGAGGCCAGUCGUGGGUAAAGCAGAUCUGGGAGAACUGCAGAUUCUUCAGCGUUAUUCUUCUGCUCCAAAUAUAUAUCCCACUCUUUGCCUUGACUUGGCCUUAUAGCCUUGGAGCUCGCUCGGAUGCUGGCUUGCGGCACGGAAAUGUGAUCACUGGAGGUCAUUAUGAUGUUGACUGUCGGUUGGAAGAUCCCGAUGGCAUCGUAUUGUACAAAGAGAUGAAGAAACAAUAUGAUAGCUUCACAUUUACUGCAUCCAGAAACGGAACAUACAAAUUCUGCUUCAGCAACGAAUUCUCUACUUUCACCCACAAAACUGUGUACUUUGAUUUCCAGGUUGGAGAAGAUCCACCACUGUUUCCUAGUGAGAACAGAGUAACUGCACUUACCCAGAUGGAGUCUGCGUGUGUUUCAAUUCAUGAAGCUUUGAAGUCUGUCAUCGAUUAUCAGACGCACUUCCGUUUGAGGGAAGCGCAGGGCCGCAGCAGAGCAGAGGAUUUAAACACGAGGGUGGCCUACUGGUCAAUAGGGGAAGCUAUCAUUCUUCUUGUCGUUAGUAUCGGGCAGGUAUUUCUCCUCAAAAGCUUCUUCUCAGAUAAAAGAACCACAACAACCCGUGUUGGAUCAUAACUGGUAGUAGUAAUGCUUCAGGUCAUUGUCUGCUACUCAUCUGUAAAAAUUACUGUUCUCCAAUUAAUUGCAGGUACAAAGGAUCUGAAUAUAUGCAACAUUCAAAUGUGUCUACCCCUCUUCCCUUAAAAAAUCACAAAACAAACCCAAAAUGUUAUGAAAGGGACACGAUUUGAAAUAUUUUAAAAAUACUUUGGAACUUAAUUUCGUUCUGAUUCCUGUAUUAAAUAUCUGGCAGUGACCAGCCUCUUCAUUUCUACUGGUUUUAAUCCAAACCGAGUUUGAUUUUUUCCAGUAAGAUUAACCAUCUGCAGUAUAACACUUUAAAAUAACCCAACAGUCUAGUGUCUGAUUAUCUGAGCCAAUAUAUAUGAAAAUCUGAUUUGAUUUUAAUUUUCAGGCUGAAUGUUUUGGAUUAUAAAAAGGCAAAUGUGAUGAACUGUAGUGCACUGUUUUGAUUUGCUGUUAAAAAAAAAUCCAAUGAUACCCCUUGCUUAUUUGUAAAAUUGUUGCAAGCUUGACACUACAUCACAGUGCAAAUUCUCCAUCAGCCUGGUAAGUCUCCACCUUCAAAACUUGCUAAAUUGUAUACUUGAGUAUGUUUGCUUAAACAUACGUUCUUCUACGUUGAAAUAAAUGCAUUUCUUCUUUUACAGUGUUUGUUUCACUGAAAAACUUGUAAGCUGAGAAUACUCAGGAGAUCCACUUUCUGUAUUCAAAAAUCCAAAUCUCCCAAGUUUAUUUAAAAAACAUGCAAUAAAUAGGGACUCUUGUAACUUUGUCACUGAAACUGUACAGUUUCUGUGCUCGUUUACGCUGCUACUGCUUUUUGGAUUUAAGACCAGAAGUAGCUUGGCUUGUUAAGCAGCACAGCACCAGCACUGGACGAGGUUAUACUAUUUGUUAGGCACAUACAAAGCUUUUUACUAAAUUGUUUUCCUAUUAAGAGGCCAAUUUAAUAUUGAUACUGCAUUGCACGAGUGCUGUAAAUUUUACUUCCCUGUGUGUGGUGCACUGACACUUGAUGGCCUUGUGCAUCUAGUUGCCACUCUUUUUAGCUAGUGGUCAGGAAAUGUUUUAAAUAUUUCAGGUUAUCUUUUUGGUAGAGUUAUAGUUACAUUAUUUCCACUGCUCAUGUCUUUAGUAGCUUACGUACUGUAAAGUCUUGUUUUAUUUGGAUGUGGAAGGUAGUAAAUGUAUGUACCUACAAGUAGCUUGAAUUGAGCUGGUCAUCAUAAGGCUAAACUUCAAAUGGCUCUGGAGGAAUAAGUAGGCUGACCAACUCCUAAGGGCACACAAACUAAACUAAGGUGAAAAAAUUUGUGAUAUAUUACUGGCUAAUUCAAAAGAUGCUUCUUAAACAAGUUCUCAGCAAGCAGAGAAAGAAUGCUGAACCCUUAUUAAUUGCCUGUAUUAUUUCUAGCAAAAAUUUGAAAUUAUAUGUACAGGUGACACUUGAGCAGUCUGAAGAAUUGUUCUAAGAUGACUUGAUUUUAAAAUCUUGUGAUGGCUGAAAAAAAUAAACAAAAGUGCACCU